UUCACGAGGCCUUGUGCUCUCUACUCAACAGUGCUGUCAGACUAAUGUCAAACCUUCAGCAUGUUGGAUCGUAUAUGUUGAUUGGGCUGCGCUAUGUAUUCUGCCUUAUCUCCCUAGACCCCUAGAGCUCCCCUGCAAUCAUGGGCUGGGCGGUCUUGCUUCUACUGAUUGUUUUCCUGGGACAGGAAGUCAUCUCUCAGACCACCAAGUACCCUACCCUUAUACGAUCGCCGUAUUUCUCAUUUUGCACUCAGUUGAUGGCGACACAGUUCCCUACUACACCGUUGACUGACUUGACCGACACCCCAUUACAAGGUGCUAUCAGAGUCGAUGGCACUGUUUACCAAUGGUUUGGCCCUCACAUUAAUAGUCUGCCGGGGAAUCUAAGUGUUCAACUAUGCAACUUCCUCAAUAUUUCGAUCUCGCCCACGCGUACGGUUCAUAUGAUUCAGGCCGGCCCCAUGGACCUGACGUUGACCAUUUUGUCCCCUAUCGAGCCUCAGGAUCCGAUCAAACAAUCAAUUCCAUUGUCGUACGUUGCACUCGAAGCGAUCUCAAACGAUGGCAAGUCGCAUUCUGUUCAAGUGUAUCUAGGUGUGAGCGGAGAAUGGAUCAGUCGAGCGGAGGGCGAUGGUUUCUCCUGGUUCACUGUCACGAUGGAGUCUAGUUUGUACCAUCAAUAUUUCAAGUUCAACCAGACCGACAGUGGUCAGCAGAAUGGGACGUCGCAGCUAGUUAUUGGCUCUUCAACUCAAGGCCCCGGGAAUGUGACAGCCUGUACGGGUAAUAUUACAAACUGCGAGGUCGAGUUCAUUGAAAACGGGGGUUUUGGAUCCUCUGAUAUCUCGGCUGCGGCACAGACUCAGACGGGCUUUGUGGCACAAGUCGGCACAGUAUAUGCCAUUGCUUCAGAACUUUCGAAUAUCUUGCAAAUAUCGCAGCCUGUUGUAUGGUGUUUAGGCGUGAUUAGGAACCCCACAAUCACCUAUAUAACGCCGGGAGGACAGCUACAGCUUCGUAGUCCUUACUUUGCUUCACAAUAUUCGACUAUAUCUCAAGUAGUCGACGCCUUUCUAUCUGACUACCCCAAUGCAGUUUCACGAGCAGACGGACUGGACGCGAAAAUAUCUGCGGAUGCUGGUAGCGUAUCCGAGUCACAAGCACUAGUCAAUGUACUUUCAUUUGCCGCUUCUCUCGCUAUGAGCGCCAUAGAACUGACCAUAACGAACGGAACGGACGGAAGUUGGAAUACUUCCGAUGUCAAGAUGUUCAUGAUGGAUGUUGGACAAAGCAAGCGAGUCAAUCCGGUUGACAGACUUUAUUCCUCCUUCCCCUUCUUCCUUUACAUGAAUGCUACCUAUGCAGGAUGGCUCCUUGCCCCUCUUCUCGAAUACCAGGCUUCAGAGCUGUACCCGCUGUCAUACGCCGCAUUGGAUAUUGGUUUGAAUUAUCCAAAUGCUACGGGGAACAAUGAUCAGCAUAACGAGGGCGUGAAAAUGACUGGCGAUAUGUUGAUCAUGGCUUUGGCGCACGCACAGGUGUCCGGAGACGGGUCACUUCUUGCACAACAUUAUGAACUUUUGAAAUCGUGGUCAGAUUACCUCGUUAUGUUCUCACUUGCACCACCUCAGGAUCAGGGUUCCGUCAGCUCGGCUCAGAUUCUGAACUCUACAGACGUGACUUUGAAAGGAGUGCUUGGUGUCAAGACUAUGUCCCUCAUUAGCCAAGCGUUGGGCAAAGAUGACGAUGCUAAACGUUAUUUGGACUCUGCAGAAUCCAUGGCAGAGAGCUGGCGAGUCUCACUGGAUUUGGAUGCGUCAUCUUCUCAGUGGGAACAACUUUACGAUCUUUUCGCCGACCGCUUGCUCCAAACUCAUAUGGUGGACGAUUCUGUGUACAACUAUCAAAGACAACUAGUUAAUCGUCUUUCUCCUAAUUUCCCUUUCGGAAUUCCGAUGAAUAGCGCAAGUAACCUUACAGAUGACACUUGUAUCAUGUUUACUGCAUCAGUACUCAGUGACAGCGCUACUCGUGAUAUCCUCAUAUCUAAUAUAUAUGCUCACGUCAAUGGGUCUCUCGACUGCUUCCCGUUACUGUAUAAUACCCAGAACGAUAAUGCUCUCGGCGUAUCCAGUCCAGCACAAGGAGCUAUGUUUGCACCACUUGCUCUGAGAUUGUCUCAGCGAUCAAUUGUCGCGCCAAUAUUUCCGGCCGAAACUAGCACAACUUCAUCGCAUCAUCGUAACAUCGUCGGUCCUUUAGUUGGCGGCGUAAUUGGUGGCUUGGCCCUUCUCGCGCUCAUUUCAGGCACCAUCCUGCUUUGGAUUCGCAAGCGAAACAAGGAACAUUGGGAACCACCGAUGUUUGUACCGGACGUGUCCACCAAUCCACCUGAAAUAUCUUCGACUGCCGAUGCUGGUGGCGUUACAAUUCAAUCAAAGGGUGCACCAGCACCUGAUCUUGAAACACUACGAGUCUUCCCUCUUGAAGGGGCGAGCUUGUCAAAUCAGCCCGGUCCUCCUGGGCACACGGUCCUAUCGCCGUCAUCACCGCCAGACCCUGUCCCAAGCCCAAACGUGAGCAGACUGAGAACGGAAAUGGAGAGCUUGCGGAGAGUCGUGCAAGCGUUGCGUGCCAAUGGUGCGGAUGUACCGCCAGAAUAUACAGAAUGACAGCUUGUGUUUAGUGGCAAUAUGGGCAUCUUAUCAAAGGUAUCUCGCAAACAGAAAGGAAUAAAUGGUUGCCCCGUACAGAGACUAUGGCAUACUGUAUGUAUACAUACACGAUACGCAAACCAUCGAGAAUCGAGUUCAACGCAGAUGUCC
Somion occarium is the source of this 2825-nucleotide messenger RNA. The record is from the annotation of a GenBank genome assembly. Lineage: Eukaryota; Fungi; Basidiomycota; Agaricomycetes; Polyporales; Cerrenaceae.